This is a messenger RNA of Purpureocillium lilacinum, 318 nucleotides long. RefSeq names its product 60S ribosomal protein eL36. Lineage: Eukaryota; Fungi; Ascomycota; Sordariomycetes; Hypocreales; Ophiocordycipitaceae. Gene Ontology annotation, cellular component: cytosolic large ribosomal subunit; ribosome. Gene Ontology annotation, biological process: cytoplasmic translation. The record is from RefSeq and is a predicted model, not a curated record. Gene Ontology annotation, molecular function: structural constituent of ribosome.
AUGGCCAAGGAAGCGCCCCGAACCGGUCUGGCCGUUGGCCUGAACCGCGGUCACAAGACCACCGCCCGUGUUGUCAAGCCCCGUGUGUCCCGGACCAAGGGUCACCUGAGCAAGCGCACGGCUUUCGUCCGCGAGGUCGUCAAGGAGGUCGCUGGCCUCGCCCCCUAUGAGCGCCGCGUCAUCGAGUUGCUCCGCAACAGCAAGGACAAGCGCGCCCGCAAGCUGGCCAAGAAGAGGCUCGGUACCUUCGGCCGCGCCAAGAAGAAGGUCGACGAGCUCCAGCGCGUCAUCGCCGAGUCCCGCCGUACCGGCCACUAA